AUGAAUAGAGACGAUAUUAUAUCGAUAUUGGCCAAAAGAGGGAAUUCAAGUAGCAAAUUAACCCAGUCUGCGAGGAAAGCUAUUGGGAUUGACUAUAUCGACAGAUCUGAUGACUAUAGUGAUGACGAGGAUCGGAACAUAGUUUUGGACACGGUUGUUGAUGAGAUCAUAGCUGAAACACCAAGAGAUGAUCACAAAUAUGAUUUUAAAGCUAAUAACGGUCUUUACUGGGACCCUCAAGGAGAACUUGAGGACCUCAAGGAGUACCACCAGCAUGACGGCAGGCGCAUCUUCAAAGGGGAGCGAACUACGAUCAAGAACUACCCCUUCAUGGUGUCAGUGCACGUGAUGGGGCGGUUCUGGUGUGGGGGCGUUCUCUACUGGCACGACCUGGUGCUGACGUCAGCAGCCUGUUUGCAGCUAAUGCACAACAAUCGAUUCUUCCGAGAGAACCCGAAAGUGCUACAAGUUAGAAUUGGGAGCAAUCAUAGCAGAAUCGGUGGAGAGAUGGUCGACGCACUGGAGGUCUACUUCCACCCGUCGUACGAGCCACGCACCCUCCGCAACAACAUUGCGAUGAUCCGCCUCCGCUACCAUCUCUACUUCAACUACCACCGCACACCCAAGAUUAUAUCCAUUUCGCACGAAGCUGGCGGAGUGCCAUCCACCGCCGAAGUACUUCUCUUAGGAUGGGGAGUAAAGAAACUCUCCCAAAAGCUGUCCUUUGAGCCAAUUUUCCUUCAGAGGAAACUUCUUCCGGUUUAUCCGAACAUCUUUUGUAAGGAAGUUUACGGAGAAAAAUUCAUUUCCUCGUCUAUGUUCUGCGCUGGCACCAUGACAACCGGCGAAGGUGCUUGCGCGCAUGAUGCGGGUGGUCCCGCUAUCAUCGGUGGUAAACUGGUGGGCAUAAUAUCGUUUGGACCAACCAUUUGCGGUUUCCCCAACGCGCCAACCGUUUUCACUCUUGUAGGCGCCUUCGCUGACUGGAUAGAAACUGUCAACGAGUCGAUGCCGACUUACUACGUGGGCAAGAAAGUAACGACCACCAUCAGCCCCGAGCUAGCUCUGAAAUACUUCGACUUCGGACGCUACACUAGGCACAAGAGCAAGUACUACGGACUACACAAAACGACGCCACCAAAAACUUCACCCACUGCCACGACGCUGAGCCAGUUGAGCUUCCGAAGGCCCAGGUUCGACGAGGACGUGAGCACGGAG
Messenger RNA from Iphiclides podalirius (scarce swallowtail), 1218 nucleotides. Lineage: Eukaryota; Metazoa; Arthropoda; Insecta; Lepidoptera; Papilionidae. The record is from the annotation of a GenBank genome assembly.